Molecule: messenger RNA, 1071 nt
Organism: Volvox carteri f. nagariensis
Lineage: Eukaryota; Viridiplantae; Chlorophyta; Chlorophyceae; Chlamydomonadales; Volvocaceae
Exons: 8
Coding region: 1-1071 (356 amino acids)
Source: RefSeq, a predicted model, not a curated record
AUGGAUCGAGAAAGCGACUUGCCAGAAGUCAUGGCGAACAUACCAUGGCCUGUAAUACGUUGCAAUAAUUUAACCAGUGAGCAUUUUAAGAGCGCGGAAAGUGGCGUGCAAACCCCUUUGGGCGAUCGAUGUGACUGUAACGACGUCGAGCGAUCGUUCGCUGCAGCACCAGACUCAGAGAGCUUCAUAUGGGAGCGCUCUAAUAUCUCAGGACUAGGAACUGCCGCAGCGCCUCCUUUCCGCGUGGGCGCUUUUGCGAGAAUGGCCAGCAGCAGCAGCAAGAUGGCGACGCCGGCCUCCCCACUGGAUGCAUUCCUGCCCUUGAAUCUAACUCGCCGAGGUAUCGCUGGCAACCGCUUCGCAUCAGCAGCCGUCCUGAGUGCGCACGUAUACGAUGACGAGAUGGCUGCGGGUGAGGCGGUAGCCCCUAACAAGCGCCGGAUGGUGAUGAAGAGCUCAACCACAAUAUCGCUCACACCCGGCAAAGUUGCAACUGGCGGUGCUGCGCACCACAACGAUGCAGCUAUUGCCGCUGUUGCUUCAGCUAGCACUGCUACUGCUGCUGGGCCCCCGCUUUCCAACAGCAGCAGCAAUCGCAGCAGUCACAGGGUCUGUUUUCAAUACCCGCAGCAUGGUAGCGGUCGUGGCAGUGGUGGCUAUGGCGGGCCUGCUGGGGAUGCGGAUGGAGGAGGUGGCUGGGGUGGUAUGAGUCAAGCUCAACGGCAACCACCAUCCCAAGAUAACCUGGCGGGCGUCAAUGCCAUUGAAUUGGCGCUUCAUGCCCAGCAGCUCGUGUCAUGGCUGGCCCAAGCACAGGAUGUGAUUAAAACUCUCGUGCGGUUUGAGGAGCGGCUGAUUGAGGAGAUUCUUCAGCAGCCGCGUGUCAUGACAUGCAAUUUCGAGACCUUCAAAGCAGCAGGCAGGCAGCAGGCAGCCGAUGUGUCGUCCCCUACCAAAGCUGCUGGUACUACCAUGCACUACGAUAAGCAGCAGCAGAGGCGGCGGCAGGCAAUGGUCAUGCAGUUAGCUCAGCGACCAGCGAGGACUCGAGUUUGCAUCUAUUGCGGAUAA